Heterocephalus glaber (naked mole-rat) is the source of this 4658-nucleotide messenger RNA. It is a transcript of the gene Angel2, whose product is annotated as angel homolog 2. Gene Ontology annotation, molecular function: mRNA 3'-UTR binding; 3'-5'-RNA exonuclease activity. Lineage: Eukaryota; Metazoa; Chordata; Mammalia; Rodentia; Bathyergidae. Gene Ontology annotation, biological process: 3'-UTR-mediated mRNA stabilization. The record is from RefSeq and is a predicted model, not a curated record.
GGAGGAGGAAGAGGAAGAGGGUCGGGGCCGCGGCCACGGCCGCGGAGACCCCGAGGUCCCGCAGAGCCGCCCGCGCCUGUUUGCCGUGCUGCCGCCCUGAGGCCGCGCGUUCGGCCCGCUCGGCCCGGCCCCGGUGGUUUGUGGUUAGUGGGCGUCCCCGUCUCCCACUCCCACUCUGCUUCCUUGCUUGCCACCUUGGCGACCUCCGACUUCUCGCUCCUUCCGUUCGGAUCCAUUGGCUGGUUUUCUUUAAAUUGACUCACUUAAAAUAAAUAAAAAAGAAAAGCACUGCGCGAGCUGCGUUAACAUCGCCCUCAGUAGUGCCUGCGAAAUCUUGGGUUUGAUGUUUCCCCCCAAUAAGCUUGAAGUACUUCAGUGCUACAAAUCCAAAAGUUAAAUUGUGUGACUUGUGCAACCUACGAGUCGGAGCACAGCACUAUUCUAUUCCGUAAGUCGUGGGGAUCUGCUUUUGACCCCCGCUGGGCUGGGGCAGGGUGGCAGUUUAGGUCAUCAGCGUUUCCUGAGUACCAGCUGUGUGCUAGGCACUGUGCUAGGCACUUGCGAAGAGCCCAGAAUGAAAAUACCCCAUGUUUCCCCAUCACUCCAGGAGUCUGGGCGGAGACUGGACUACACCGUGGGAGGAUCUGCAGCGGUGCUGCUGGAACAGACAUAUUUCUAGUUGUAUGAGGUGGCCCGGACACUAUUCCCGCGCCCCCUACCCAUACUUGAGUAGCAGGCAUUUCUCACUGAAGUGGAGACCACCUUGUUUGUUUGCGUCUAGAACUCAGUUUCCAUACUGUAACUGGAGAUCCGGCCACCUGAACCAGACAUCCUUGCUUCACCUGUCUAGUUACAGCAUGAACUCAGAGGGAGAUGAGCCUUCGUCAAAGCGAAGAAAACACCGAGGCACGAUAGAAAGGAAUUGGGAAUAUGUAUGUAACCAUAAUAAAGAAAAUGCCAAGAUCCUGGGAGACAAAAAUGUCGAUCCCAAAUGUGAAGACAGUGAGAACAACUUUGACUUUUCAGUGAUGUCUUAUAAUAUACUUUCACAAGAUUUAUUGGAAGAUAAUUCACACCUUUACAGACACUGCCGACGGCCAGUAUUACACUGGAGUUUCAGGUUUCCCAAUAUUCUGAAAGAAAUUAAGCACUUUGAUGCAGAUGUACUUUGUCUCCAAGAAGUUCAAGAAGAUCAUUAUGGAGCAGAAAUCAGGCCAAGUCUGGAAUCAUUGGGUUAUCACUGUGAAUAUAAGAUGCGCACAGGAAGGAAACCUGAUGGCUGCGCCAUUUGCUUCAAACAUUCCAAGUUUUCACUCUUAUCAGUGAACCCAGUGGAAUUCUACCGCCGUGAUAUCCCUCUCUUGGACAGAGACAAUAUUGGAUUAGUUUUACUCUUGCAGCCCAAGAUCCCCUGUGCUGCCUCUCCUACAAUCUGUGUAGCUAAUACACAUCUGUUGUACAAUCCAAGGCGAGGUGAUAUUAAGCUAACCCAGUUGGCAAUGCUGCUGGCAGAGAUUUCCAGUGUUGCUCACCAGAAAGAUGGCAGUUUCUGUCCCAUUGUUAUGUGCGGUGACUUUAACUCUGUUCCUGGUUCUCCACUUUAUAGUUUCAUAAAAGAAGGAAGGCUGAAUUAUGAAGGACUUGCUAUAGGAAAGGUAUCUGGCCAAGAACAGUCUUCACGGGGACAAAGAAUUUUAUCUAUUCCAAUUUGGCCCCCAAACCUAGGUAUCUCACAGAACUGUGUGUAUGAGGUACAGCAGGUACCAAAGGUAGAGAAGUCAGACGGUGACUUGACACAAACACAGCUGGAGAAAACAGAAGUCGUAGUAACAGCUGAAAAAUUAUCUUCAAAUUUACAGCACCAUUUCAGCUUGUCCUCUGUUUAUUCACACUACUUUCCUGACACUGGAAUUCCAGAAGUGACCACCUGCCAUUCCCGAAGUGCCAUAACUGUGGAUUAUAUUUUUUACUCGGCAGAAAAGGAAGGCGUUGCUGAGCACCCAGGAGCUGAAGUUGCUUUGGUUGGUGGCUUGAAACUUCUAGCUAGAUUGUCACUUCUUACAGAGCAAGACCUGCAGACUGUUAACGGGCUUCCAAAUGAAAAUAACUCUUCGGAUCAUCUGCCUUUAUUGGCUAAGUUCAGACUUGAGCUCUGACUCUUCUUUGAUUAUGUACAUAAUUUUCUUCCAACUUAAUGUUCUUUUUCAACACACGUAAGUUGUUGAGUGUUUGCGUGUUAUUUUUGUGCUGUGGAGUAACAGAUACCAGAAGAAACAAGUUUACAAUAAUUUUCUUUUUUAAUAAUGAUAAAUAUUUUCCUGACAAGAUCUAAAUACUUUAUUGUAAAAGAGAUAUAAAUAUUUUUUAUUUUAAUCCUAGUAAAAUUGACAUUGGAUUUUAAAUGUAGCGUAUCUUCUUUAGGCUGCUUAGUGAAGAAUUUCACUUUGUGUUUUUGGCAACCUUUACAGUGGAUCCAGACUAUCUAUAUGGGUUCUUGAAAACCACAAGUUGGUUCCUUUCCAAGAGGCCUGGUUUCUUUGGGAAAGCCCUGUUUGUUGAGUCCUUAUUAGUUCACCUAAAAAAAUCACUGGGUCUUUCACCAGCGUCCAUUUUAGUUUUUGAAGGGGCUUGAUAAUGCUUUUUAAAUUAUUCAGAAUGCUCACUCCAUCUUAUCACUGGUCUGAACCAUGGAGCAUGGUGCAGUGUGUUGAGAAAAUGUUUGGGAUAUGUGGGCUGCUCUGUCUAGUAAGAGGAUAAAUCCUUUACAUAAGCCCAUUCUUCCUUUGGAUGGAUGGCCUCAAAGAAGCAGAGACUCUGGGGUUGUGGCUGUUUCUCUAGCACCUUUUUCCCCCUUUUUCUAGUCUCAAGAAUAAAUCACUGGGUUAGGGGAGACAUUUAUUUUACUGAACCAAUUCUGUAGAAAUUUAUUUUCUUAAAACUGUCGUUGAGACAAAGUGGCAGCUAUGCGAUUAUUUUUAGUAUGCCUCAGAACGUGAGGAAAUUGUGAAACUAAUGGGGAGAUACUAACCUGCAGUCCUCGUACUCUUUCAGUAGUCAUUUUAGCUCUCAAAGGACUCUUCCUUUGCUUCUCAGAUGGUUUCACAGUGACACAGCAGCGCAAGGUGGUGCUAACAGGUUUAAUAAAGCCUGCAGUUGAUUCUAGAUAAGUGUUGGAAUAAAAAUUUUUGAAACAAAGUAAGUGCAAAUGUCUUUUUUUUUUUUUUUUGGUACCGGGGAUCGAACUUAGGACCUUGUGCUUGUGAGGCAGGUGGUGGAACCACUGAGCUAAAUCCCUGGCCCCUGCAAAUGUCUUUUUUUUUUAAACGGGAGGGCUCAAAGAGUUACAGGCAUUUUUACUAGGUAGUCAUUUUGCACUUAAUUGCAAACAUUUUUAUAGGGAAUUUUAUUAAUAAAAUGUUCUAUCUUAAAUUGGAAGAUAAUAAGUCUUGAACUUUAAAAUUUUUGUAUCAAAUCGCUUACUACAAUUAUUUUUAAAAGAUCACAUGAAAGCCCAAAAGAAGCAUGUGAGUUAUAAAGAUUUGUCUAGUAAGAAUUGUAAUAAGCAAGUACUUUUAAAUGUUUGAUUUCUUUUUUUGGUUUUUAUCUACAGUAUUAAAUACAGAUAGUUCCCAGAUUUUUCAGUUUGCAGAAUAUCAUAUGUCCUGACUAGUAGAUGGAGUAGUCAUCAAUUUGUAAUGAUAGUAUAAAAUCCCUUUUUAGUAUUGGGGAAAGAGAAAUGAAAAUUCAUUUAUUAAUUACCUCUGAAUUGAAUGAAUUUAUUAGCAAAUAACUAUUAUAUGUAAGUCAUUGUUAGCAAACUUAACAUCCCUGAAAACCUCUGAGAAAAUUUAGUUUUUUUACACUUGGUCUUAGCCAAAAGGCCAAGAAGCGAUUUUUUAGUUUUUAGUUUUUUGUACCAGGGAUCAGACUCGGGUCCUCGCACAUGUGUAGCAGGUGGCGAAACCACUGAGCUAAAUCCCCAGCCCAGUUUUUUUACACCUAAUGAAUUUAUUGUGAAUUUAGGCCCAUUUCCUGUGCUUCACUUUGAUAAGAUUAAUCCAUAAGAUUGCUUUCUACUUUAGCUUAUCAAGUGCAGUGUUAUUGUGGUCCAGAACCCAACAGACCAGUGUAACCAUCUCACAGAUUUCUAAAGCUCCACUAAAAGUGAUUAUUUAAAUUGUCUAUUUAUCUUUACUUUUUUUGACCAGAAGAGUUGGUAACUUUGCUGGAGCCUCGUAUUUACCUGCCAAAACCAAAUCUGAUUAAUUCCAGAAACCAAAUCUGUCACAGUCUCACAUGUUUUAUAAUCCAAGCUUUAAAUGCAAAGAGAAAUUGUAAAAACAUUUUGAUUUUGGGCAGGGGAUUUAGCUCAGUGGUGCCACCGCAUGCCUCGCAAGUGCAAGGUCCCGAGUCCAAUCCCUGGUCCAAAAAAAAAAUCAUUUUGAUUUUACUAUGCCUUUGGAUAUUAAGAUAAUAUGAGUGUUUGAAAUCUUUUUUUUUUUUUUUUUUUUUUUUGGAACUUAGCAACUAUCUGCUUUUCACCCUUUGUUUUUCUAGCAAAACAAAGACCCACGGAGUUCAAGGGCUUGGGGAAACAGGAGCAUCAAGUCACUUGCACUUUGUACCUGUAAAUUAUGUAAUAAAUUAUUGUACUCAGA